UUAAGCUAAUUCUCACUCUGAUUCUACCUGCAGUUUUGCUACUGCUCUUGAAGAAAUGGAGAAAUAGCAAGCCAAGCCAUAAAUUGCCACCCGGCCCGAAAACUCUUCCGAUAAUCGGAAACCUCCACCAAAUGAGCAGCCCCACCUGCCGUUGCCUGACAGAUAUGGCGAAGCAGUACGGCCCCAUAGUGACCCUCAAGCUCUGCGACAACAGCGCCGUCGUCGUCUCGUCGCCCGACCUCGCGAGGCAGAUGCUCAAGGACCUCGACCCCACCUUCGCGGACAAGCCCUCGGUCGUGGCGGCCGAGAUCAUGUUCUACCGCUCCAGCGGCAUCGUCUUCUGCCCCUACGGCGACUACUGGCGCCAGAUGCGGAAGCUCUGCGUCAUCGAGCUUCUGAGCCCGAAAAUGGUGAGAUUGUUCCAAGCCAUUCGGAAUGAUCAGAUCGGGCGGCUGAUCAAGUCCCUGCGCGAAUCCUCUGGAAGCGUCGUCAAUUUCACGGAGAUGAUCUUGUACAAUUCCAACUCCAUCAUCUGCCGCGCUGCGUGCGGCGGCGUGGUGAAGGAUAACGAGACGCUGAUGAGGCUCAUGCUCGAGUCCACCAAGGUGUUCACCAAGUUUGAGAUCGCGGAUAUGUUCCCGUCGUCUAAACUUGCGAGCGCACUGAGCUGGACGAAGCCACGCCUCUAUGAGAUGCGGGACAAGCUGGAUGUGAUCAUGGAUGAGAUCAUCGAGCGGCAUAGGAGGAAUCGGGUGGAGAAUGGAUCGGGGAAUAAUUCGGAGUUUGGGAGUGAGGAUUUGGUGGAUGUGUUUCUUAGGGUUCAGGAGGAAGGGAAUCUCAAUUUUCCUAUCACCAAUGACAGCAUCAAGGCUACGUUGUAUGAUAUUUUCAUUGGUGGAACCGAGACUUCGUCAACAACUAUUGACUGGGCGAUGGUAGAGCUCUUGAGGCACCCUGAAGCCAUGGCGAAGGCACAAGCGGAAGUGAGACGAGUCUUGAAUGAAAAUAAUGAUGGAUCACAUACUUUCAAAUAUUUAAAAUAUGUGAUCAAAGAGACUCUGAGGCUGCACCCGCCGGCUCCAGUUCUACCUAGAGCUUGCACGGACGAGCAAGUGAUCAAUGGGUACACCAUACCUGAAGGGCAAAAGGUGCUUUUUAAUAUUUGGGCAAUGCAUAGGGACCCGGAAUAUUGGGAAGAUCCUGAGAAGUUUGAGCCCGAGAGAUUCGAGAAUAUAUCCGUGGAUUUUCUUGGUGGUGAUCAUCAGUUUUUGCCCUUUGGAGGGGGAAAAAGAAUGUGCCCUGGGAUUACGUUCGGUACGACUACUGUGGAGUCGGUUUUAGCACAAAUGCUCUACAACUUUGAUUGGAAACUUCCGGCCGGCGUUAGGGCUCAAGAUUUAAACAUGAUUGAAAGCAAUGGGAUAACAGCCGCACGGAAAGACAAUUUGUUUGUAGUUGCCACUCCGUAUAAGUAGUUGAUAUAACCAACUAUCGAUUUUCCCAUAUAAUACUACUCUUCCUAACUUUUGGUUCUUCAUAAGUUACAAUAUAGUGUCCUCUUAAAUAAGAGAAACAUUGUUCAUGAUAACAUUACAAUACUUUUAUAAAAUUUAUCACCAUUUCUAAUAA
Salvia hispanica is the source of this 1629-nucleotide messenger RNA. Its product is annotated as premnaspirodiene oxygenase-like. Gene Ontology annotation, molecular function: iron ion binding; heme binding; monooxygenase activity. The record is from RefSeq and is a predicted model, not a curated record. NCBI's taxonomy places the organism in Eukaryota, Viridiplantae, Streptophyta, Magnoliopsida, Lamiales, Lamiaceae.